AUGCACAUGACCAAUCUCUCGCUGCCGAGCUCAGCGAGUGAAACCGCAGUUUAUGGGCGCGGAUUAAAAAUAACAGAUGAUAUGUUAGAGAAAUGGCGCGAACAAUUUAUCAACAACGAUACAGAAUUUCAAAAGUUUCUUCUUGAACAAACAUUUUCAAAUCCAAUCUUCGAACACUGCUGUUUACGUAUCAUUUAUCAAAAAUCCUUUGCUAAAACAUUUUUAAAAUGGGCUGAAAAGUGCAAUAUGGAGAUCGAUGAUCAGUGGUUUGAAAUUAUUUCUAAACUAAUGGCUAACGAUUGUGAACAAGAUUGGAAUCAUACAGAUAAUAAUCAAACAGUAAUUAUACGUCAGACAACAGCAUUGUUGUCGCAAGGCAAUACAGGAUUAUCUAUUUGGCCUUCAGCCAUUUAUCUCGCAAAUUACUUGAUGAAAAAUGGAUAUUUAUUAAGAAAUAAACAAAUUCUAGAACUUGGAAGUGGAGUGGGUAUUCUUGGACUUUCUUUGUUAAAAUAUAUCAUCGAUAUUCGAACAUUUGUAUUCUCGGAUUAUUCAGAUCAUGUGUUGAACUUAUUACGUCAAAAUUUAUCAAUAAACUUUCCUCAAUUGGAUUGUUGUGCAAAUAACGAAUGGACUAUUCGUUCAGAAAACGAUCAUACGAAAGUGCAAAUAGAAGAAUUAGACUGGAAUCAGUAUGAUAAGCUUACAACAGAUCUAUAUGAUUUGAUCAUUGCUUCAGACGUCAUUUACGAUCCGUCAAUUAUUGAAAGUCUAAUUAAAACGUUGAAGAAACUUCUGAUAAAUAAUUCUUCCUGUAUCGUAUUCAUGGCAAAUGUAAUACGCAAUGAAUCGACUUAUGCACUGUUUCGACAAAAGCUUGAAGAAUCAACGGAGCAAGCAUUUGUCAUUGAAAGAAUCAUCGACAACAACAAUGACGAUAUGACAAAACAUUCUGUUGAAAUCCUCAAAAUUCAUUCACAAAAGGAUAUUAUAACGCAACAGUUUUAA
This is a messenger RNA of Didymodactylos carnosus, 1008 nucleotides long. NCBI's taxonomy places the organism in Eukaryota, Metazoa, Rotifera, Eurotatoria, Philodinida, Philodinidae. The record is from the annotation of a GenBank genome assembly.